AAUUCCGCUGCAAGCUUCCCAACUUUAGCAAAACUAGGGUUUCCCCAAACAAAUCCCUUUUAAAGAUAGGCAAUAGUGCGCAACAAGAAAACGCAUACAAUCUUAAGCUUUUACAGAUUCUUCUCCGUUGAAAGAUUGAAAAUUCUUAGGUUUUUCUUUGGGAGUUGGUGAGAAAUCAAUCAAUUCGUGAAAUUAUGCCUCCGAAAGCAGUAAGAAAGACACCUAUUGGAUCUGGAUCCAAAAGAGGUGGCCGUACAGCUCGUGGGACCCCAAAGUCUCAGGCAAAGACCGAAUUGAAGACGGAGGAGGUCGUUGAGGAAAAGCCCGAAUUGAAAACCGUUGAACCGGAGCCCAAGGAGAAAACCGUGGAACCAGUGGCCGAGGACCGGGCCGAAACUGAGAUGGAAGCGAAAUCUGUGGAGAACGGGGCGGUUUCGGAGAAGAAGGAGGACGAUGUGAAAGAGUCAGUCGAUCAGUAUGAAAAAGGUGAGCGAUUAGAUUUGGAGGAUAAUGACCCUGAAUAUGAACCUGAAGAGUAUGGAACGGUUGAUUAUGACGAGGGAGAAAUGGAACAUGAUGACAUUCAGGAAGAGGGAGAUGAAAUAGAGGAAGAACCUGAAGAGGGAGAUGUUGGUGAAGAGGAAGAGGGUGAUGAUGUUGAAGAGGAAGAGGGUGAUAUGGUUGGAGAUGUUCACGAGGAAAUUGAAGGUGAUGAAGAAGAUGAUCAUGCUGGGAAGGAGCAUGUUGAGAUGGUUGAUGCAGCCGAGGAGGAAGAACAUCAUGAAGUUGUUAAAGAAAGGCGUAAGCGGAAGGAAUUUGAAAUAUUUGUUGGUGGCUUGGACAAGGAUGCCACUGAUGACGAUCUCAGAAAGGUCUUCAGUAAAGUUGGUGAGGUUACCGAAGUGAGGCUUAUGAUGAAUUCUCAGUCAAAGAAGAAUAAAGGAUUUGCAUUCCUGAGAUUUGCCACUGUAGAACAAGCAAAACGAGCUUGUACCGAGCUGAAAAAUCCAGUGGUUAAUGGCAAACAAUGUGGUGUUUCUCCGAGUCAAGACAAUGAUACUCUGUUUUUGGGUAACGUAUGCAAGUCCUGGACAAAAGAAGCUUUAAAAGAGAAGCUGAAGCAUUAUGGUAUUGACAAUAUUGAGGAUUUGACAUUGGUCGAAGACACUAAUAAUGAAGGAAUGAAUCGGGGAUUUGCUUUCUUGGAGUUCUCUUCACGUUCGGAAGCCAUGGAUGCUUUUAAGCGGUUACAGAAGAGAGAUGUUAUGUUUGGAGUUGAUAGGCCUGCAAAGGUGUCUUUUGAGGAUUCAUUCAUCGAUCCUGGUGAUGAAAUCAUGGCACAGGUUAAAACAGUGUUUGUUGAUGGUCUUUCGGCAUCUUGGGACGAGGAUCGCGUGCAGGAACUUCUUAAAGAAUAUGGGAAGAUUGAAAAAGUUGAGCUUGCCAGAAAUAUGCCUUCAGCCAAGAGAAAGGACUUUGGAUUUGUCACCUUUGACACACAUGAUACUGCAGUUACAUGUGCUAAAAGCAUUAAUAACGAGGAAUUGGGUGAAGGAGAUAACAAGGUUAAAGUUAGGGCCAGAUUAUCAAGACCCCUUCAGAGGGGCAGAGGAAAAUAUGGUGGAAGAGGAGAUUUACGACCUAGGCAUAUGCCUCUGCGUGGUCUCCGUGCCCCUUGGGGUCGUACAGUUCCACAUAGUCGCCCUAUUCGAGGGACUAGAGUUAGUACACGUUUGCCUCCUGUAGUUGGUCGUGGUUUUAAACGACCAGCAACAUUGAGAGAUAGACGGGCAGUGAUGGCUUUACCUCCUAGGGGCAGGCCCAUGGCUCCACCACCUAGCAGGUCAUAUGAACGGAGACCACCUGUUCCCUCGUAUUCAAAGAGUAGCUUGAAGAGGGAAUAUGGACGGCGCGAGGAAAUCCCUCCUCCUAGAAGCAGAGCACUAGCUGAGUAUCCUUCGAGGGUUCAUUCUGACAGACGUGCAUCAUAUAGGGAUGAAUAUUCUUCUCGCAGCUCUGGUUACCCUGAAAUGCCUAGAGGUACUCACUCUGCAGGAAGGAGAGCUUAUGUUGAUGAUGGAUACGGACAACGGUUUGAAAGGCCUCCUCCAUCUUACCGCGAUGGACGUGGUCGUGAAUAUGACUCUAUGUCCGGUUCAAAACGUCCAUACAGUGCAGUGGAUGAUGUUCAUCCCCGCUAUGCUGAGGCAGGAGUGCGCCAUUCUCGCGCUCGUUUGGAUUAUGAACUUGGGAGCGGGAGUGGUUCUCAAUAUGGAGAUGCAUAUGGUGACAGUAGACUUGAGAGAUCAAGUCUUGGAUAUGGUGGCAGCAGGAGCUCCCUAUCUAAUCAAGAUUCUCAUGGGAUGUAUAGUAGCAGUCGUCAGGGUAUGAACUAUGGUGGAGGCUCCUAUGGUGGAAGUGAUGGAGAUGGAAUGUAUUCAUCCAGCUAUGGUGGUGAUUACAUGUCUCGUGGCAGUGAUGUUGGCUCCUCGCUUUAUUCUAGUCGUAGUAUGGGUGGCAGUGGUUAUAUGGGAAGUGGUGGGUCUGGUUCUUACUACUAAGCUGGGAAGGUUUUUCUUAUGUUUCUUCUCUGAAAGAGCUGUAUUUCAAGAUAUGGAGCAUUUGGUCACCCACCAACUUAUUUAUGGUACAGAUUUGAGUUGACAAAAGAGCUUGCAGUUGGAUGUGUUAACAUUGAAGCCCUAUGCAUUGACAUGCCUCUGUCCUCUGAGGGAGAUGGAGUUUAUCUGUUAUCUAUUGCUUCUUUGUAUAUGUACGGCUAGAUAAUUUAGCAUUAGAGGUUGUAUUGCUCCGAAGCAUCUUGGAUUCUAAUUGGGAAAAGAAACAUCUGUUCCUUUUCUGAUGUAAGGAAAUUUGAGUUAUGUAGAGCAAACAGAGAUCUGUUUAUUUCUGGUAUAUGAGCAUGCAAUAAUUUGUAGUGGUUUCUCCUUUUAAGAAUUUGCUGGAAAAGUGGAGGAGGUAUGCUGCAUGAUUAUUUCAAAAGAAAAUGAAUCCUAAAAGCUCAAGUUACCUUUUAGCCAGUCAUGAUUCUUAGGAUAUAUUACAGUGAUGGAUCCGUGAGAGUUCUAUUUGGAAGCUUUAUAUCCAGUUGUAUUUUGAUAUUUUCAUCACAAAGUUUAUCACAGGUCUCAAAGAUCACCAAUAAAGAGCUUAAUUUUGUAAUCAACGUGUCGACUUCUGUACUGAGUUAAUGGAUUGACAUGCAUUCCAAAUUAUUUAUUUGCUUCUGGAUGGUGAGUGAUUAAUGGUUUAGAUGAGGGAAAAUGAAUGUAUUUUGAUGACUUGAGAAAGAAAGCAUCUAUGGAUAUCAUGGGCUGAAGCUGCUCAUUGCCUAAUUUUAUUCCCGAGAGGAGUGAAAUUGGAUUGCUAUAAAUGCACCAUAAAUUGGUUUCAAUGAGGCAAAAUAAAUGUAUUUUGCUGCCGUGGCCUCUGGAUUGGCAGAUGAUGAGUUCUUAGCAUUGGAUAGAAAAUUAUAAUGUCUGGUGCUCAAGUCCUUGCAGCUUGUGAGCUGUUUCUGCAAGAAACAUCAUUGGUCAUUGCUUAUGUGUAGCGUGAUCCCUGAUUGCUUUCGUUUGAUUACAUGAGUAUCAUCCUUUUGGGACUGGCUUCUGGGUGUUGCACAGUUUUUUUUGACGAACUCGGUUUAUGUAUUUCUGACAGCUUAAACUGCAGAGAAAUUUUGAGGAACUUGAUAGUGCAUAACUGUUGAUCUAUCUUAGAAGUAUAUAAGGAUGAACACAAUUAGAAGACUUGCGUUAUUUGUGUUCUUCCAUUAUUUGGUGAUGCACUCUAAUAUGAAAGCUUGCUUAUGACAGAAAGUUGUCCUUGGAAUGAGUGUGCUAAUCUUGUGAUUUUCUGUGGUUGAUCCUAUACACUGAUUUGUUAUUACAGUGGUGGCGGCACUAUGAAGGUUGAGCAAUUACAUAUAGUGAGGCAUUUCAUGUGCUGCUGUCAUUAUGGCAGUUUGCCCCAACUAGAAUUAUAACUCAUAAGAAAGUAAUUACUCCCUCCGUUCCAAUUUAUGUAAACCUGUUUGACUGGACACGGAAUUUAAGAAAAAAUGAAAGACUUAUAGAAUUUGUGGUCCGAAACAAGUCAAAAAGUGGUCCAGAGUAUUUGUGUGGUUAAGCUUCUCAUUAAGGAUAGAAUUGAAAGUUUAAGUUAAAUUGUUUCCAAAUUUAGAAAGGGGUCAUUCUUUUUUGAACGGACCAAAAAGGAAAUAGGUUCACAUAAACUGGAACGGAGGGAGUAGCAGUUUGUCAAAUUUCCUAUAUGUGGCCCUUGCAUAGUCUUAGUCUGUGAUUGCCUUUAAAAUGCAUGCUAUACAUGAUGGUAGAUAGAUACUUGGAUGACGGUGGUGCCCGGGCAGCUUGUGCGCACCUCGGCUAUUCCCACCGGGUAUCUGCUACCUUGCUACCUCGACUAGAACAGGUGUUGUGUAACUUUGCCCACCGAGACUUAGGCAGAUGUGAAGCCUAGUGCUUUGUCUCUGAUGGGGUUUCUACUAUGAUUUUCAAUUCUUCAUGGUUUGCACCUACUUCAUCGACCUUUAGGUCACAUACUUGGAUGCUCUAAUAGUAAGGCUGGUAACUGUUGAUUCUCUUCUGUAUUCUCCUCCCUGCAUUAGCGGCUGCAUUGUUCUCAUGAACUAAGCUUAGUAGUUGUUAGCCUAUUUUCAUUGGAAAACACAUACAUAAAGUUGCUGGUCUAAUUUUCUCCUAUAGAAGGAAAAAGGGCCCCAAGAUUUUAACUUACUAAUUAGUGGCAGCCAAGAUUUUGAGGUAACCUUCACUUAUAAAAGUUGCAGUGUGAUCUGAUCAUUGAGUUAGAGUUUGAUGUUGCACUCACAGACGGGCUUCAGCUGGGAUGCAGAAUAUUUUUUGUUUGCAUUUUCAUGUUAUUUCAUAGAUAGUUUUAAAUUCCUGUAAAUUAGUAAUAAUAUUUAUUUGCAUCUUUCCUGAUUAAAAAAAAUUCCUGUAAAUUCUUUUCUGGGCGGUAUUGCUUGAUGUUGCACUGGCUCUGAUGUACUUGAAUCUUAUCAGUAUACUUGUUCUUUUCCUA
Nicotiana tabacum (common tobacco) is the source of this 5082-nucleotide messenger RNA. RefSeq lists its product as uncharacterized. Gene Ontology annotation, molecular function: RNA binding. The record is from RefSeq and is a predicted model, not a curated record. Lineage: Eukaryota; Viridiplantae; Streptophyta; Magnoliopsida; Solanales; Solanaceae.